Angiostrongylus costaricensis is the source of this 387-nucleotide messenger RNA. Lineage: Eukaryota; Metazoa; Nematoda; Chromadorea; Rhabditida; Metastrongylidae. The record is from the annotation of a GenBank genome assembly.
GAGUACAGUUUUCUGCCCUUUCUUGUCGCUUUUCCAAAUGUGAUGUGCAUAACGUGCUAUGAGUGUACUUCAACACAAGGUCAAGAGUGCAAGUACACAGCAACGUCAUGUCAGUAUGGAUUCUUCGGAUGUGUCAAAAUUGCUGCCUUUUCUGGAGGAAUCGACAAAAUGGGAAUGUGGUACGACCAAGACAGACGAAUAAUCUCAAUGAUUAGAGGAUGCGCUAUAGUGCCAUUAGGAGGGGUUGAUAUGUGCGAGCAGACUUCAAUCCUCGGCACCAGAAUAUUGAAAUGUACGUGCUUCAACGACUACUGUAACUCUUACAAUGAUUUUACGCUAUUUUCCUACUUUGUUGUUACAACAGCACUUGUCUUUUUGUUCUCUUAG